Messenger RNA from Myotis myotis, 2820 nucleotides. RefSeq names its product potassium inwardly rectifying channel subfamily J member 9 (gene KCNJ9). NCBI's taxonomy places the organism in Eukaryota, Metazoa, Chordata, Mammalia, Chiroptera, Vespertilionidae. Gene Ontology annotation, biological process: potassium ion import across plasma membrane; regulation of monoatomic ion transmembrane transport. The record is from RefSeq and is a predicted model, not a curated record. The transcript is spliced from 3 exons. Bases 430 to 1623 code for a protein of 397 amino acids. Gene Ontology annotation, molecular function: G-protein activated inward rectifier potassium channel activity. Gene Ontology annotation, cellular component: plasma membrane.
CUGUCCAAGAGGAGGGACUUUGGCUAAAAAUAACCACGGCGUGUGGCUCAGCCUCUAGUGGUACCCAGGACUGGGGAGGGAAGGGGGAUGCUCUAGAGCUGUCGCCAGACUGGUUGCUGUGGAAACAGGAGAGGAGCAGGGGAGCCUGGGAAGUGGGUAUGACACAGAUAGCAAGUCCUAGUCAGAGCUGCCGCUACAUUUAGGAGAAACAGCGUGUCCUCGGUGGCUCUCACCCUCCAAGGGGACGGGUGUGGGGCCGUCUCAGGGGCAUGGACGCUCCCCUCCAGGGGUCUUUGCUGCCCGCUGCUUUCCUCUCCACGGACUUGCCUGCAGGAGCCGCGACGCUACCGAGAGGCGGCGGACCGCGGCGGUGCGGACCCCGGCGGCGCGCGUGGGGGCGCUGACCCCGACCCCAACGCUGCGGGGGCCAUGGCGCAGGAGAACGCCGCCUUCUCGCCGGGCCCCGAGGAGCCGCCCCGACGGCGCGGCCGCCAGCGCUACGUGGAGAAGGACGGGCGGUGCAACGUGCAGCAGGGCCACGCGGGCGAGACGUACCGCUACCUGACCGACCUGUUCACCACGCUGGUGGACCUGCAGUGGCGCCUCAGCCUGCUCUUCUUCGUGCUGGCCUACGCGCUCACCUGGCUCUUCUUCGGCGCCAUCUGGUGGCUCAUCGCCUACGGCCGCGGCGACCUGGAGCACCUGGAGGACGCGGCCUGGACGCCCUGCGUCAACAACCUCAACGGCUUCGUGGCCGCCUUCCUCUUCUCCAUCGAGACGGAGACCACCAUCGGCUACGGGCACCGCGUCAUCACCGACCAGUGCCCCGAGGGCAUCGUGCUGCUGCUGCUGCAGGCCAUCCUGGGCUCCAUGGUGAACGCCUUCAUGGUGGGCUGCAUGUUCGUCAAGAUCUCGCAGCCCAACAAGCGCGCCGCCACGCUCGUCUUCUCGUCCCACGCCGUGGUGUCCCUGCGCGACGGCCGCCUCUGCCUCAUGUUCCGCGUGGGCGACCUGCGCUCCUCGCACAUCGUGGAGGCCUCCAUCCGCGCCAAGCUCAUCCGCUCGCGCCAGACGCAGGAGGGCGAGUUCAUCCCGCUGCACCAGACCGACCUGAGCGUGGGCUUCGACACGGGCGACGACCGCCUCUUCCUGGUCUCGCCGCUCGUCAUCAGCCACGAGAUCGACGCCGCCAGCCCCUUCUGGGAGGCGUCGCGCCGCGCGCUCGAGAGGGACGACUUCGAGAUCGUGGUGAUCCUCGAGGGCAUGGUGGAAGCCACGGGAAUGACAUGCCAAGCUCGGAGCUCCUACCUGGUGGACGAGGUACUGUGGGGCCACCGCUUCACAUCAGUGCUGACCCUGGAGGACGGCUUCUACGAGGUGGACUAUGCCAGCUUCCACCAGACUUUUGAGGUGCCCACACCCUCAUGCAGUGCCCGGGAGCUGGCCGAGGCAGAGGCCCGCCUUGAUGCCCAUCUCUACUGGUCUAUACCCAGCCGGCUGGAUGAGAGGGUGGAGGAAGAGGGGGCAAGGGAGGGGGCAGGGGAGGAGGCAGAGGGAGAGGCGGGGGCUGACAAGGGGAAGAAUGGCUGCCUGCCCCCGCCAGAGAGUGAGUCUAAAGUGUGACCAGCUUUGCAGACCCCGUGGCAGGAUCAGACACAGGUACCUAGGGCGCUGGACAGUGGAGGUGGAGGAGUCCGGUGAGGUGCCUGGGAACGUGCUAAGGCUGGAGAGGCCCCUCAGAAUCUCGAGUCCAGGAUCCAAUGUGGAAGGAGGCAUCCUGAUAUUAAGAGAAUGGAGGGCAGGGAGCGUGAACUUACCAGCCUCUCGUGUUUGACCUUCACAUCUGCUCAUGGGUGGAUGGAUGGACAGAAGGAUGGACUUAUGUGGAUUGGAUGGGAAGGUGGAAGCAGACAGGGAGACAGCUAGUGGAUAGGUAAGAGGACCGACAGACAGGUGGUACACUCAGGGCUGCUGCUAACCCACUGAGCAUCUUUGUACAAAUUCUAAACAGGCACCCUUUUCCUCCAGACUGACACCACCCCAAACCAGGGUGAGUAGCCUGGGGCACAGAACGUGGGCUGGAUCUUAGCCCGCACUCACCUCCUCAGCCUGCUUCCCUGUGCCUGGCACACCUGUCUCACCGGAUACAGUAGCCCAGCUGACCCAGAGGAGAGAAAACUAGAUGGAGGUGGGCAGAGCUGAGGAGGCUGCCCUCCCAGCUCCACCCCUACCCCUGUGGCAGGCUGAAUGGGAGGAUGAGGGGCCAUAGGAGUGGCUCAGCAGGUGUGAAUGACUUUGUCUGUUGCACAGGGAAGCAAAAAGUAGGGAGCUACCAGAGCUGGGGCCCUGGCAAAGGAGUGAAAUGUCAUAAACACCUUGGUGAUGGUGGAGGGCAGAGAGGGGUUCUGAGGAGGAAGAGGGCCAGGGAGAGAUUGAGGUGAGUUCACUAGAGCUGGGACACAGGGGCCCUUGGGAAAGCAGAAUUAGUGAGAAGGAGUCACUCAUACCAUUCAUAGGGUGCCCUUUGGGCUUAGAACACUGAACUGGACACAUAGGGAUGGACAGUCCGAGACCCAUUUCCUAUCUCGGAAUAUAGUGCGCCUGGGAAAAACAGAAAUACUCCCAUGGCAUUUGUUUCAAACGGAGAGCCUGAGCAGUCUCUGGGCAGGGGUAGAAGGGUUUGGUAAUCUGAAAGCUGGGGGUUGAGCAAGGCACGGAGAAUGUCUAAGCCAGCCGUGGGCAAACUACGGCCCGCGGGCCGGAUCCGGCCCAUUUGAAAUGAAUAAAACUAAAAAAAAAAAAAGACCGUACCCUUUUAUG